Molecule: messenger RNA, 2538 nt
Organism: Endocarpon pusillum Z07020
Lineage: Eukaryota; Fungi; Ascomycota; Eurotiomycetes; Verrucariales; Verrucariaceae
Exons: 2
Coding region: 1-2538 (845 amino acids)
Source: RefSeq, a predicted model, not a curated record
AUGGCUGACAAUCAAGAUCUGUCAGACGCUCCUCGCUGUUUUGUCAGUGGGACCGGUACAGUCGCUUCAUGGGGAUGGCUUCGGAAGACUUGGAUCAUCUAUAGAGUAGCCUCAAAUACGGCCAGUGAAGAUGACAUGCAAUUUUUUCAGAGGGCAAUCAAGGAGAGCACCGAGUUUGAACGUCUGGCGAAUCAAUGGCAGAACAUAUACAGCGCCUGCCAUUGUAGCAGUCAGUGCUGCGGCUGCAGUUCAGAGAGGAGCAAGUAUGCGGCGCGAAUACGGAUUGCAAUCAGGCGUGUCAAAGAUGGCAUGGAAUUGCCUCCAUGGGGUCCUCCCCUUCGUAAUGGGGAUGAGAACCCCAAGUUUGCGCACACCCCACCGCACAGACGAGACGAACUGGAGAUAAUGAAUCUGCUUUCACAGCCACAGAGGGCCGGGGCGCCUGUGAUUGACAUUUUACGAAGAACAAUCGCGGAGAAAUCCCGCAAACGCCCACUGAAAGCCCAGAGGCUCAAGGACGAAUGCAGUAGACUCGAGCGUGAAGCCCACGACCUGGCUGUUGCAGCGACUGCUGCAUCCUCGGCCUUGGGUAGACGCUCGCCAGAUCCUACCACCAUGAGAGCAGCGGAAGAGGCCCAGGAGAGAUUGGAGUGGGCCCAGAAAAAGGCCGAGCUCGCCCAACAAGGAGCUGAAAAAGCCAUAAGAUUGCAACGAUUUAUCGAGCAAAUCGACCGGGAUGGCUAUCCCGGUCCGAAUGGAGAUUGGGGCAAUCGACCACCAGGCCAUUGGGUACCGUGUGCUUUUGGACCGGAUCCGGAUCAUGAUCAUGAUCCAGCCGGUUCGGAUGCGCCUCCUCCAUCUAGGUCCCGCCGUAACGGAGAUGGCCGACCGACCCCAGCUCCAAGUACUCAUGCUUCAUUCCGCACUAGCACAACCCGCACACCGCUCGCAAGAAAUCCAGGCGGAGGAGUGCCUUCUCCCGCAGGAGGUGAUGAAGUUUCGCCUAGAGAGAGUCGGUAUAGACCCGUAAAAGGUCAAUCUGCAGCAGCUCGAUCUACACCACCUCAGCCGGGAACAGCUGCAUCUGGGGGGAGAACUUCCCAUACGAAUCCAUUUGCCGGAGUUGCACCUCCCUUGGAUAGUAUUCAUAGUCAAAAUCUUGACGAGAUAGACGCUCAUACGCCCAGGACGCUUUCUAGUGUGGGCGGAACAGCAUUUGCAGGCGGAGAACCACCUAGAGCAUCCCGCCUAGGUGUGCAUUCUGCCUUCCAUGAAGCAGCUCAAAGGGACGCAGCUUUUUCUUCCGAGGCACCUGCUGGGAUGCGGCCGAAUCUUUCAUCAGCCAGUCUGUUCAGCUGGACUGACCAAGCGAUCGCUGCAGUCCACUCUUCAGGUAGCCUACAGGAUGCCGUGCGUCGCCAAGCUGCAUCAGGCCAAGCAGCGUCCGCAGGAGGGCUAAUUGGGGACCCACGUGCACCUGCACCCGUGGUGGGAGAAAGACCUGAACAUAUGGCGAGCCUGUCCUUGAGAACCGGGCGCGAAGGCAGACCAGCCGCCACAGGUCCACGUCGAGCUGCACCAGCUGCAACUGCUAGAUCUCCAGCCUUACCUCCACGUGCAUCUCGUGGCGGAGGCGAGCCCGGCCUGCGUGAUACCACAAUGCGCCAAAAUGUCGCCCCGCAACAGGCUGCAAGAGACAGGGCUGCGGCUGGUCCAAGUGCUCCUGCUGCUCAGCCUGAACGUGCACCUACACCUGCAGGAAUGUUUCCCUUUGGUGCGAAAAUGUUUGGGUUGGGUAUAGCACUUGGUCGAGGUAGAGAUCCAGAUCCGAAGACAGGUGGCAGCGGAGCUUCAGGCGGGAAUCAAGGGUCCGCUGGGAGCUCCCGUAGCGGAGGAAGCGCUAGCCAAUCCGGCCUCGUAUUGCAGGGUGCAAGCCAAUCCGGAGGUGCUUUUGCACCGCCAGAGGAAUCGGGUUCUGCAGAUUCGCCUCGCAGUAGACACGAGGGCAAAGUCCUAGCCCGUGUUAAACAAGAAGAAGAGACUCUCCGAGUCCAAGGCGGAUCCACCCCUCGAUUCGGUACUCUCAUAUCCCCCAUCGCAAGCCCAGGGUCGCAAGGCUCUCUCAGUUCUCAGGGCGCAAGUUCUUCACGUCGCCGCGCCGCCCUCCCCGUCCGCUUGAUCCCCGAAGGUCCCACCUCCGCGUCCGCAAGUAAGCGUCUCUUCGCUACCCGUGCCGAAGCUCAAGCUCCAGCUCUAGCUCCAUGUCCAGGCCAGGACCCCAGUCUUCAGCUCCUAAGAUCUCGGUUUGCAGAUUCGUCUGAUGGAUCCGAGACCGGGUCUCCCCGUGUGGCAGCCGACUCGCCGUCUGUAAGGUACGCGCAAGAAUACUCCCACGGAAGAGGCGGCACGCCCCAGGGAUGGGGAAAGGGAAAGCCCCUUAGCCAAAGAUCGAGACCAUACGAAUCUGGAGCGGUGGGGGAUACUCCGACGAGGCCGCUCUUAGAACCACCCUCCUACGGGGGAAUGGAUAGAGGAUAG